CGAGAAAGCAAGUACUAGGUCGAAAAAAAGAUGCCAGGAGCAGCAGACAAAGGCCCGCCUGCAUAUACUGCAACAGGCGGCAAACAGUUGCUGUGGCGCAUGAUUAAGGAUCGAGACACUUCAUCUUUGCAGACCUAUUUGCUGCAUUAGUUACAAAGCAAAUUUACAAAGCAAAUACGAAGUGUCUCAAUCUUUAACAUGCAGAUCAUUUUCGAUGCUUCUGACAACACAGUGCUGCAGCCUCUGUGGAUUUUAAAGGUGCUUCUUUUAGCUUAUAUUUUUGACGCUAAUCUCAUUCAUGCUCACGACACUCGCUGCUAAUGAUGAUCAUAGUUUGCUUCAACAAUUUGUAUUUGACUGAGGAAGAAGAUCAUGGGUCCAAUCCUCGAAAGAUUUUCUAUCUUACUUUUCACAGAAAGGAAGAGCCGUGGAUAUUAUUGAAGCAAUCCUUUUCGGCUCAGCACCCGAAUACGAAAAGUUGCGCAAUAGGUCGCAGGAAAAAGACGGUAAUAGAUAGAAGCUUGAAUAUCCUCUUUAAUGUUCAUGAUGGGGAUUUUUGAUAUUAGAGAUUUUACGAGUGUAAUUUUGUAGGAUCCCACUCAGUCGCUGUCACUCUUAGUUCGCAGAGCAAUCUUGGUCUUUCAGCAAUUACAUCGUGAUCAACCGUCACAUACAGAAUGGAUCCGCUACGUCGAUGCCAUGACUGAAUACGAUGCAUUCUGGAGAAUCGCAGCGAAGCUCGAGCUAAUUGGGAUUGGACAAAAGAAAGGUGACGAAAGUUAUGAGAGGUUGAGGUUAAUUGACGUUAAUUAUGCUUCUUCCUUAUAUAUUGCAUUCUAAUCGGUCGCGUGAUGAUUUAGAUUCUUUACCCCAUUUGUGCUUUACUGAGUACUAACAGUUUCUUUCAUUCUUCUCGUAUAGUUUUUGUUGGUGUUUCACAUCUUGGUCACUAUAGAUCUAGGCUUGACCAUUCUAAUGUCUACCGGUGAACCCUACGAACGGGCAGCUGCAGAAGCUCCAGGUACGGAAGUGGUUACUAAGGUUCCCACUUUCAUUUAGUUACACCACUCACAUCUAUGGAAUAUUGAUUCCCUCCGAGUAGCAUAAGCUGAAAUUGAGUGUACUACUUGAGGUGGAGACGCGGCUUUCGUAUCAGACGUAAGGACGCGAAGCAUGGACGUGCAUGCUAGUGUUGCACUGUAAGCCCAUGCUUCUCAUGCUUACCCGUAUGUAGAAGCAAUUAAUAAUACAAAAACAACACAGAAAAAGUCCAAGUCCCGUGCAUUGUCCGCAAAGAACAAGGCUACAGUGGAUAAAGCUAGAAGCUCUUUCUUCGAAAUGCUAGAGAAGCUGGGCAUGUCGCCGCUACGUUAUGGCGCUGAUUUUGAUUCACUAUCACGCUCAGCAAUUAGUCAUCUUCACCUUGUUCCUUGUAGAGCUAGACGUAGACUUGGCGAAUUUGUCACGGUGGAACGCUUGGACUUGUUGAAUGAUGCGCCACUUCUAAGCAGACUUCUAUGUCUAUUAGUAUCUAAGUCGUGGUCUAUUCAUAUUGGCAUCCUGUUCAUCGUCUAACAGCACAGCGUGAGGCAGUCCAUUUACAUCCAACUCGGGUAUGACAUUUUCGGAGCUGGGCUGAUUAAAAUGCGAGCUUUUUUGCCGGAAAACACCAAGAAAACACCUGCAUACAUGGCGAUCAGAGACGUGCAUACAUUUACUUUUUUUCUUUCUAAGUAUCUACAAUUGUUUUAGGAGUUAGUAUGUCGAUGUUCUAGGGAAGUACUCAAAUUAUAAUGCUUCAAGUCGAGUCUAUUACUCAUGAUUCUCUCUUCCUCCCUCCAUCCAUCCAGCCUACUGCUUCUUAUGCUUUCUUCAAUCAGGAAUUUUCUAAAGUUAGAGGAUCACCGGAGGACAGUUUUUGUUUCGACAAGUUGGAUGCCAGUUUUGCGGAAGUUUCAGACACGAUCCAAAAAGUCUACUGCAAUAGGGACCUCGCUAUUAUCGGUCUAGGCCUCUUGGGGAAGCUAUCCACCUACGCCUUUUUCGAAAAAACUUAAGGCAUCAAGUUGUUAUUGUUCUUUUCUCUUAUUGUAUUAAAAUAAACAAUUUGAACAAGGUGGCCCUUCUUAUCUUCAUCGUUUGCAAUGAAGGUAACCUUAGGUUGGGCAGUAAACUGUAGUGAUGUCCUAGCUUUCCUCUCAUAGAAUGAAGGACGUUCUUCGCCUUCUCUGUUCUAACAUGCGGACGAGGUGCGUUUUUAUCAGCUUGGUAUCAUGCCGCAGCUCUACUCAAAAUUUUUGGAUUGGAAAGAAAAGGAGCUACGCGGCAUCGAAUUGAAGAGCGUCGUGUUAUGAGAGUAGUGUUGAAGAACCCAGGUUGAGCAAAGAUUGAGUAUUUCGCUAGACAGAGGCAUCAACUUGGUACCAGAAAAAAAGAACAGACGGGCACAAGUUCCAAUAGAAGUCCACAAGGUAGACAUACGGGCGCAAGCAAUAGACUAUAAGCACAGGAGAAGCUUCGUUUUUGAUUUUGCGCCUUUUUUCUAAGGGUAGUUUGUUACUUCGAUAUUCUACAAGGGUUAGGUGUGAAGAGUCUUAAGUGGUAAAAUAGAUAAAUUUAGAGUAUCCUAAAUUCUAAUACGCGUAUUCGUGCUAUUUCUGUUCCUGAGGUCUACCUUUUUAACGGAAGAUAGUGCUCGCAGUAAUUCUUCUCAGUCAAGGGCCUUACUUCUCUCAUGGGUGCCAGGUCACAGAGGAUGAGCGAAAGAUUUACUCGCAGCCCUUUUAUGUGAAUAGAUCAUACGGCUGCUAGAUCUCGCUCGGCAUACUCGUAGUCUCGUUGUUCGCUUCUAUAAUCUUAUCCUCACCUGUUCCACCACUGCUACCUUCUAUCUCUAAUGCUUUCACCGAGCAAGGACUCCUCAAUCGAUCGGCAAUCAGAUUACGCCCGAAUUGCGUCCUCUCUGGGGUCCGAGAGCAUCAACGAUAGGUGCGUAGCGCACGGAGGUGCGCCGUCGUCUAGUACUACUGAUGCAACGACGGACGCUGACGCUACCGGAGAAACCAACGCUGUCAAAGACGCGGGCAAAGCUGCUGCCAAAGCUGCAGCGAAGCAGGCUGCCAAGGCAACCAAGGCAGCCAAGGCUGCUGCGAAGAAACAGAAAGAAGCAGAAGCUGCUGCAAAAAAAGCGGCUGCAGCUGCUAAGAAAGAAGGUCGUAAGCGAAAGGUGA
Molecule: messenger RNA, 3230 nt
Organism: Amoebophrya sp. A25
Lineage: Eukaryota; Dinophyceae; Syndiniales; Amoebophryaceae
Source: the annotation of a GenBank genome assembly